AUGGCUUUCCGAAUUUUGGCGGGUAUUACUCGAGGCCAAGUCUUGGCUGGAGGCGUUGCUCUCGGAGGAACAGGCCUUGCAGCAUCACUGAUUGAGAAAGACAGUCAAAAACUGCAGGCUACUGAAGCACAAGUCCAGUUCCAUACCUCCUCCAUUCACCCAACACCUGUUGGCUUCAGUCCUUGGCAGAUCCGCAACGAUUAUCCCACUUCAGACAUUCUCAAGGGCCGCCUUAAGGAACAGAAGGAUGGUUCCCUUCCCCAUGCUCCCUCACCACUAAUCCCUGCCCCCGGAUUCGGCGAUGACUUUGAGGGCAAGAAUGCGCCAUGGCUCAAGGUCGACUACGAAAAAGACCCUGAACUGUUUGCCAAGAUCAUCAGGGAGUAUUGCUUCGAUGGCAAUGUCGACACGGAGUUCCGACUCAAUGAGAACAAGAUCCGAGAUUGGUAUCAUGCGCCUUGGAUGCAUUAUCGGGACCCAAACUCGAGCUGUACCGAGCGCGAACCCAUCAAUGGCUUCACCUUCGAGAGAGCGACACCUGCCAAAGAAUUUGCUGCGACGCAAAAAGAGGCCUUGCAAAAUUGGGCAGUUGGAUUCUACAACGCUACUGGUGCUACUGUCUUUGGCGAUAUGUGGAAGGACCCCGAUAACCCAGAUUUCUCCCAGAACAAGGAGUUUCCUGUCGGAACAUGUGUUUUCAAGAUCUUGCUGAACAACUCGACGCCUGAGCAGAUGCCCAUUCAAGACGGGGCCCCAACAAUGCAUGCAGUCAUUUCCAAGUCAACAAAGAAUGGCAAAGAUCGAAAUGACUUCGCAUCACCACUUCGUCUGAUCCAGGUCGACUUCGCUGUCGUCGAUAAACGCUCACCAAUUGGAUGGGUCUUUGGCACUUUCAUGUACAACAAAGACGAACCAGGAAAAGGCCCUUGGGACAAACUCACUCUUGUCGGCCUCCAGUGGGGCAAUGACCAUUGGUUAACGAACAAGGUCUAUGAGGAGACCAAGGCCGAGGGCCGCGUGGCUAAGCCGCGAGAAUGUUGGAUUAACCCCGUAGCAGAGAAGAUUCGAAUCCGAGAGGGCGGCACACGACCUUCAUGGGGAUGGAACGGCCGUAUGAAUGGUCCAGCCGACAACUUCAUCUCGGCAUGCGCCUCUUGUCAUUCAACAUCGACAUCUCAUCCCAUGUAUAAUGGCAAGGUCAUCAAUGGCGUGAAGCAAACCUACGGCAUGGUACCACCACUUACCAUGGCGACUUCUCCCCAGCCAAAGACAGGCUACACCUUCAGUGAUGUGAUGAUUUACUUCCGAAACGUCAUGGGUGGUGUACCAUUUGACGAGGGAGUCAACCCCAAGAACCCGGAUGAGUAUGACCCUAGCUACAAGAGCAAAGUCAAGAGCGCCGACUACUCUCUUCAAUUGCAAGUUGGCUGGGCGAACUACAAGAAGUGGAAGGAGGAUCACGAGACCUUGGUGCAGAGUGUCUUCCGCAAGACAAGAUAUGUUGUUGGUUCGGAGUUGGCCGGUGCCUCCGAUCUGUCGCAGAGAGACCAGGGUCGACAGGAACCGAGGGACGAUGGUCCGGUCGAGUGA
Molecule: messenger RNA, 1590 nt
Organism: Fusarium redolens
Lineage: Eukaryota; Fungi; Ascomycota; Sordariomycetes; Hypocreales; Nectriaceae
Exons: 5
Coding region: 1-1590 (529 amino acids)
Source: RefSeq, a predicted model, not a curated record